CAUGUGACUGAGUGCCGUCUCAUGCACACAGUGGAGCUAUGGUUCUCUGCUGCAAAGGGGAACCCGUCCUCAAAGCUGUAGUAAGAGUAACCUUUGGGGGAAAAACUCUGACCCUCAUGAAAACUUUCCCUUCAAAAUGCCUCCUUCCAGGCAUUCCGAGAUGCCCGUCAUGGUGGAAGAUAUCAUGAAGCUGCUGUGCUCCAUUUCUGAACAUGAGAAAAUAAAGACUGCCGUCAAGCACUCAAAGAGGGCCGCCGUCCUCGGAGCGUCUAUAAUCUUUGUUGGUGGCUUGGUUGGAGGCCCGCAGGGAAUAGCCGUGGGGGGCAUCAUCGGGGGCGUGUUAGGUGCCUGGAUGACACGUGGGCAGUUCCAGUCAAUUCCGCAGAUCCUAAUGGAGCUGCCGCCCGCUGAGCGGCAGAAGCUGGCGAAAGAGGCCACCAACAUCCUCAGGGACCUGGAGUGGACAGAUGCUGGGCAGCUGAUCAGGAAGGUCAUGGCCAAUGAGGCCCUCAAGCAGAAGCUCCUGGCCAUGCUGGUGGGCUACGUUUCCAAGUGGCUGAAAGCCUAAAAGUGCGGUAUGACGACUAGGCAGCAUGACGGGCUCUGAGAGGCAACGGGAGUGGGGGUGCCAGUCAUCGUGUGUUACCUUAAGCUGGAGUGACAGCUCCUGCGGGACAGGCGUCCGGUGCCCUGUGUCCCGUUCUGUGGUGGCCUCAGGUUCUUCUGCUUGAACUUUGACAAAAGGUGUAAUAAACUUCUGCAAUUUUUGUUGGA
Molecule: messenger RNA, 774 nt
Organism: Hipposideros armiger (great roundleaf bat)
Lineage: Eukaryota; Metazoa; Chordata; Mammalia; Chiroptera; Hipposideridae
Product: protein C19orf12 homolog
Exons: 2
Coding region: 137-568 (143 amino acids)
Source: RefSeq, a predicted model, not a curated record